AUGGCUUCCACGUCAGACAACCGCAUAUCUUCUUUGACGGAGCAGUUAAAGUCUCCGCCCAAAGCUUCCAUACAAAUCCUUGGAACGCACAUGACGAACGAUCAAUGCAAAGCUAUCGAUUUUGAUCUCUGGAUUGACUGUACGAAGGUAGUAGGAAUCAGAUCAGGGCAACUCGUGACGACCAAUGCAAGUGGCUGUCGGGCAUGGGAGAAGUCCAACGAUCAGGACGGCUCCAUAUUUGAGGAGAUAGUAGCUGGCUGGCUGCGUGAAACAUUCUUCCCUGAUGGUAGUUCCACGGCAUUCAAAUCUCAUAUCGAACGUCUAGCACGCAGCAUCGCCUACGGCGGGUCUGUCGAGGUGGUGUUUCACAGGACAUCCGCAGAGCCAGACGCCAUGCCCGAGCAACACGACGUGCAAAUUCGAGCAGAGUGGAGCUUCGAGUGUCCUUUCACUGCUGCCGAUCAGAUCUGGAACCAGGCGGUGAUGAACGCAACGGUUGAUCGGAAGAAGGAUAGGGUCUCUCCAAGUCAAGACCUUAGGCCAGCUCAUGGGAUGUCUUCUUUCCGGACAGCUAUUAGACAAGGUGGUAUGUCUCGGGUUGUGUUGCGGGAGCAGGAUGCGCAUGGGGUGAAGCAUUCAGUCAGGCAAUAUUCGCAGUGGGGCUGUGAUGGGUCAGCGUAAGAGUGUCUCUAUAAUUAGAAUUCCACUGGAAGAAUUGCUGUCACUGUUAUGGACUAUUUAUUUGGCAAUGAUAUUGCAGUGCUUUAUUCGGU
Aspergillus brunneoviolaceus CBS 621.78 is the source of this 773-nucleotide messenger RNA. RefSeq lists its product as uncharacterized. Lineage: Eukaryota; Fungi; Ascomycota; Eurotiomycetes; Eurotiales; Aspergillaceae. The record is from RefSeq and is a predicted model, not a curated record. The transcript has 2 exons. Bases 1 to 681 code for a protein of 226 amino acids.